GUGUGGAAUGUAGUAUGUUAUGUGUGGUCGCUGUGGUGUACCGUGGUGUGAUAUAGUGACUGCAACCAGCUGAACUAACGGGUGUGUGUGUGUGUGUGUGUGUUCACGGUGGCUGCUGGUCAUUCAGCUGGACUACGGAACGAGCCAAGCAGAACUCACAGCCUCCUAAGUAGUUUGAUAGGGCGUGUUGAAGAUCAAGAGUGAACAAGGCCACAACAAGAAGAAGAAGAGUAUUUGUUGAUGUUUUCUGUCCCUUUAAAUGUAUAUUUGCACCAUUAUUACAUCAAAGCUGGUAUUCCUAACAUUCCUGCCCGCUCAGUGUUCGUAACGAGUGUGCCUAACCUGGAACUCUGAUGAAAGAUCACAGCCCCAGCAUGCCACAGCCCCCCACAGAGGCCAAGACUGCCCCACCAGACUCCCAGACCUUCACAUUUGGGGAUUGGACGGUGGCAGUCACCAAGAGUCACAUCAUGGGGUCCCAAUGUGAGGCGGACUCUCCCUGCGGCCCAGACACCCCCUCCGACCUUCUGUGUAACUACUGCAGGUAUGAGAGGGAGCUGAGCCUUCCGUCCCUGCCUGACAUGGUGUUUGCGGACAACACCUUACAGGUUCAACACCGCGAAGGGGGAACCAUCACCUUCACUGCCCUGGAUGCCCUACGCUCUGUCAACACCAGGGAGAGCUCAGUGCAGGUGGCUCAUGCUGCGGUGUGGCGGGAGGCACGAGCAGACUGUCAGGGAGCGCAGAAGGUUGUGGAGCCGUUUGACUGGACCUACACCACCACUUUCCGAGGCACGCUGGCCGGGACACUGCGAACCGAGCCCACAGAAGAAAGAAUCGACCUGGAUAAGCUUAAAGUCCGAGAGGAAAUUAAAUUCUACUCAGAAGUUUAUUUGUACGAUGACGAGCUUGACGAUAAUGGGUGCACCAAGUGUGUGGCUAAAGUGAGGGUGAUGCCGAGUGGAAUAUUUGUGGUGUUCCGCCAUUACCUACGAGUGGAUCAGGUGUUGGUGAGGAUUAAUGACACUCGCCUCUUCUCCCCGGCCGGUGCUAACUUCUUCCUCAGAGAGAGUUCCACAAGACAGGCGGCCAUUGAGGAUCUUAAGGUCCCAGCACCAGUGUACACCAACCCUGAUAUAGUCUGGCAACACCUUCCACUUGUAGAAGAGACAGUGGAUAAGAUUAUAUGUGGUGACUCUAAUUCUGCCUCCGUAUGAUCACCUAGUGCUUGUCUGUCUAGCCUGUCCGUCUGCCUCUUCUCAACAGUGCUUAGAAGUCAGUGCUUUUGUAUUGUGUUUUGGUACAAAGAGAGAGAGAGAGAGAGAGAGAGAUAGAGAGAGAGAGAGAUAGAUUAUCAAUCUUUAUUUCUUAUUUACUUAUGGUUUUCUUACUUUCUUGAUGAUUAAUGACUUUGCUGUUGAAAUAUUAUGUAAGAGAGAUGGAGAGAGAGAGAAAAAGGUUAUUUGUUCUCUCUCUCUGCAAGAAAAAUCAAAUUUUGUUCCGGGAAAAUGAGAUGUGUUUGCAUCUUUUGGUUUCUUUGAUUUUUUUCUUCUUAGGAUUGUGUUAGUCUGGUACAAAGAGAAAACCUUAGUUUUUUUUUUUUUUUUUUUUUUUUUU
This is a messenger RNA of Portunus trituberculatus (swimming crab), 1617 nucleotides long. RefSeq names its product TIP41-like protein. The transcript is spliced from 6 exons. Gene Ontology annotation, biological process: TOR signaling. Lineage: Eukaryota; Metazoa; Arthropoda; Malacostraca; Decapoda; Portunidae. Gene Ontology annotation, cellular component: cytosol. Bases 354 to 1217 code for a protein of 287 amino acids. The record is from RefSeq and is a predicted model, not a curated record.